AUGUCGCUUGCACCAAAAUUCCAAGGCCAGAAGUUGGCCGCAGCAAACCUGCAUCCGACACCUCAUACACUCGAGCUCUACCUCGACUAUGUCUGCCCUUUCUGCGCAAAGAUCUUCAAUACUUUUUACACCGCAGUGAAACCAAUCAUCGACGAAAAGUAUAGUGACAAGCUCCAAGUGAUCUUCAGACAGCAUGUGCAGCCAUGGCAUCCCUCAUCCACUCUCGUACAUGAAGCGGGCGUUGCGGUCUUGAAAGUCGCGCCGGAGAAAUUCUGGGAGUUCAGCGAGGCCCUCUUCAGGAGACAAAAGGAGUACUUUGAUGAGAAUGUCGUCAAUGAGACUCGCAAUGAUACCUAUAAACGUCUCGCCGCUCUUGCGGCCACCGUGGGAAUUGAUGAGAAGAAGGUUUUUGAUCUGCUCUUCAUCAGUUCCGAGGGCGGAGAGAGAUUGAACAGAGGCAAUGGUGUCACAAAUGAUUUGAAAUUGAUAAUCAAGGCAAACCGAGUUGUUGGCGUGCAUGUCUCUCCCACCGUCUUCUUCAAUGGUAUUGAAGAGAAAAGCAUCAGCAGCAGUUUCACUGCUGCCCAGUGGGAGGAAUGGCUUGGCAACAACGUGGUUUGA
This is a messenger RNA of Talaromyces atroroseus, 621 nucleotides long. RefSeq lists its product as hypothetical. The coding region runs from base 1 to 621 and encodes 206 amino acids. Lineage: Eukaryota; Fungi; Ascomycota; Eurotiomycetes; Eurotiales; Trichocomaceae. The transcript is spliced from 5 exons. The record is from RefSeq and is a predicted model, not a curated record.